AGCAUCAUAUACGCUGUGACCGAGUGCAUUUGAUGAUAUCUAUCGAAAAAUUUUUUUAAAAAGUAUUAAUAAGUAAUAAUAUCUUAAUAAUUUAAUUUCAUACACACAUAAUAGUAAUUUUUGUAUUUAAAAUGGUUUUUACAACCGCUAUGAUGAUGGUUAGAAGCAGAGGUCCUGAUGAGUUUUGGAGAAAAAGAAAGAUAUUUAAAAUCGCUGCUCAUUUUUCUGGUCGUAGGAGAAAUUGUUAUUCAAUUGCCAUAAAGGCUGUUCACCGUGCUUUGCAGUUUGCUACUAUAGGACGUGAUUUAAAAAAAAAAGACAUGGGACAAUUAUGGGAUACUCGCAUAAAGGCAGGUUGUGAAGAACAUGGUAUUGACUUACCUACUUUUAGAGAAAGCCUUUCAAGGUGUGAUGUACAGUUAAAUAGAAAAGUAUUGGCUGAUCUUGCCAUUUGGGAACCAAGUUCAUUCAAGGCACUUUCUGAGCUAGCCAAAUCUAUUGCCAUUAGUUAUGAAAUGCCACAAGCUAAAAUACUAAAGCCUUCUGCAACUGUUGUAACCCGAGAUUUACUAUUGAAAUAAAUAAAAUAAUACUAUUUUAUAGUCUGAAAUUAUAUAAAACUUAUUUUGUAGAAAACCAAUAUAAUAUUAGUAAAAAAAUUGUAACAUCAUUUUUUAUUUUGUUAACUAUUCAUGGUAUAUUAUUAAUUUCAAAAAGUCAGUUAAUUUACCGUGUGAAAAUUAAUUAAUUCUGUUGGAAAGAGUGAUGAUUAAGUACUUAAAUUUUGUUUUUUAAUUUUUAGUUGUAAUUUUUCAACUAACUACUACAUUUAAUAAUUUAUUUGAAAAUAAUAUAAAAAAUAAUAAUCGUUUGACA
This is a messenger RNA of Daktulosphaira vitifoliae (grape phylloxera), 876 nucleotides long. It is a transcript of the gene mRpL20, whose product is annotated as 39S ribosomal protein L20, mitochondrial. The record is from RefSeq and is a predicted model, not a curated record. Lineage: Eukaryota; Metazoa; Arthropoda; Insecta; Hemiptera; Phylloxeridae. Gene Ontology annotation, cellular component: ribosome. Gene Ontology annotation, biological process: translation; ribosomal large subunit assembly. Gene Ontology annotation, molecular function: rRNA binding; structural constituent of ribosome. The transcript is spliced from 4 exons. The coding region runs from base 132 to 581 and encodes 149 amino acids.